This is a messenger RNA of Aspergillus clavatus NRRL 1, 1554 nucleotides long. RefSeq names its product putative MFS transporter. NCBI's taxonomy places the organism in Eukaryota, Fungi, Ascomycota, Eurotiomycetes, Eurotiales, Aspergillaceae. Gene Ontology annotation, biological process: transmembrane transport. The transcript is spliced from 8 exons. Gene Ontology annotation, molecular function: transmembrane transporter activity. The coding region runs from base 1 to 1554 and encodes 517 amino acids. The record is from RefSeq and is a predicted model, not a curated record.
AUGGGUGAACCCGUCGAACCCGUCAAACCCGUCAUUGACACCAAAGAGGCUAUCGUCGCAUCACCAGUUGAAGAUGAUCCUCCUACCAGCGAUACCGAAGGAAAACGUCCGCCGCCGCUGGUGGCCAAGCUGUUCGCUGUUUUUCUGAUCGCGUGCAUUAGUUUCGGCUCUCGUUGGAGUUCCGGGGUGACCGGAGCCAUGAAGAGUACAAUCAAGAAGCAAAUGCAUAUCUCCAAUACCCAAUUCUCGCUGUUGGAGGCCAGCGAGGACUUUAUGGCCACACUGCUUUUGCUGGCCAGCGGUGUAAUUACAGAUCGGGUUGGAGGUGCCGAGAUGAUUGUCUAUGGGAAUAUCAUCUACACCAUUGGGUCGAUCCUAGUCGCAGCGGCAGCAACGGUUCGAUCGUUCGAUUUCAUGAUAGGCGGUCGAGUGGUUCUGGCUCUGGGCGACAUUGCAACCCAGAUCGCGCAAUACAAGAUGUUUUCUUCGUGGUUUGCUCCAAGCAACGGGUUUGCGUCGACCCUUGGUUUCGAGCUGGCAGUCGGAAAGGUCGGAGGAUUCGUUGGCAAGUCGACGGCCAACAUCAUCGCCAAGAAUACCGGUAACUUCGCCUGGGUCUUCUGGACUGCUGUGUUUAUGAACCUCUUCACCAAUGCUGCGACGGUCGUCUUCUGGUUCUUCAAUCGAUACUGCAAUAAGCACUUCAGAGGCAGACAGGACGAAGCCACCAGGGAGAUCCUCACGGAGAAGAAUAAGAAGUUCGAGCUUCAGAAGAUGUUCCAGCUGCCGUGGAUGUUCUGGUCGAUCAUGGCCUUCUCCAUGUUCCAAACGACUACCGCGGUUGUCUUCAGUCAAAACGCAACGGAGCUGGCUGAGAAGCGGUUCAAUGUGGAUGCGAUCACGGCUGGAUGGUAUAGUUCCCUGUCGCAAUAUGCCGGUUUCUUUUUGGUCCCUUGCCUGGGCGUCUUCAUUGAUAUUCUCGGCAACCGCGCGUCUGUUUUAUGCAUCUGUGGAAUCGGCAUGUUACUAAGUAUGACUCUGGUCAACUUCGCCGCAACCAAAGCGGGAACAGCUGCAUCAUUUGGUAUCUAUGCCAUCGCCUUGUCCCUGGGCCCGACGUCCAUCAUUGACAGUAUCCGCACAACGCUCUGGCAUCAGUCCGUAUUCGGUUCUGCCUAUGCGUUGAAGGUGACCAUGAACAACGCGAUGGGCAUCAUUAUCCGAAUCAUCACCGGCGCGCUGCAGGACGCAGACAAAAAUUCCUAUCACCGGGUCGUUCGGGUGUAUCUUUUCCUCGCUGCGGGCUCCGUUGCCGUUGGCCUGCUGAUCCUCAUCGGGGCGCUGUUCACGGACAGCCUGGCUCCGUUGCAGUGGACCAGAAAGCAGCGACUCGCCCUGGGUCCAGAACAUAUCAGCAUGCUUCGGGACCAUUACUUGCAAACGAACUAUGCGCAGAGCAGAACUAUUUCCAUCUGCUGUUUUACUGCGCUCAUGCUACUGACCGUCGGCAGCUGGGCGGCCUAUAUCUGGGGAGCGGUUACAGGGAGCCAUUGA